Messenger RNA from Pelobates fuscus (common spadefoot toad), 3683 nucleotides. Its product is annotated as probable cation-transporting ATPase 13A4. The transcript has 30 exons. Gene Ontology annotation, molecular function: ATP hydrolysis activity; P-type transmembrane transporter activity; polyamine transmembrane transporter activity. Gene Ontology annotation, biological process: polyamine transmembrane transport; intracellular calcium ion homeostasis. Lineage: Eukaryota; Metazoa; Chordata; Amphibia; Anura; Pelobatidae. Bases 1 to 3672 code for a protein of 1223 amino acids. Gene Ontology annotation, cellular component: late endosome membrane. The record is from RefSeq and is a predicted model, not a curated record.
AUGUCGUUGGCGGUCAGGGAUGACCUGUCUGUCCCACAUUGGACCUUUAUUGGAGAAGGAGAAAGGGAAUAUACUUGUAAUUCCUGUGAUUUAGGUCAAGCAUUUAUCAUAGAGAGAUUAGGUAAGGAAAUCUUUGGGUACAGACUAAGCAUUCCAUGGAUCAUUCUUUGUGUCGUAGGAUACUUUUUAACUGGGGGAAUUCUUCUGCUUCUUUUCUACUGGAAACCAGAAUGGAGUGUCUGGUCCAACUGUGUUCCAUCAAGUUUAGAAAAAGCUAAUGUUGUUUUACUCAGGUCAACGGAUGAGCGGAAGAAAUACACUCGAAAAAAAGUGCGAUUGAUAACCCUUACUGAAUACCAGAACUUACUUUUACAUGAAUCUGGCUGUUCUGUCAUCUCAGACAAAAACUCUGUUGUAUACAGAGCCAUAAGAAAACCUGAUCUCAAAGUAAAAUACAUCCGAGUGCAAAAAAUCCGAUAUGUCUGGGACAACUUUAAGAAAGAGUUUCAGAAAAUUGGAACUUUGGAGGAUGAAUAUACUUGCUUUGAUGUUCAUUCCAUCUAUGGAAGUGGCCUGACAAAAGAGGAGCAAGAUAUCAGGAGAUUAAUAUGUGGUCAAAACACCAUUGAAGUUGAGGUUGCCCCACUUUGGAAACUUCUCAUAAAUAAGGUUUUAAAUCUAUUUUACGUAUAUCAGUUCUUCACUGUCGUACUGUGGUUGGCAGAAGGUUACCUGGGAUAUGCCAUUGCAAUUUUACUGCUCUGUAUCUGUACAAUAACCUUAUCUCUUAUGGAACUCCGACAGCAAUCAUCAAAACUACAUAAUUUGGUGAAGGCUCAUAAUAACAUGAAGGUUACUAUAUGCCGAAGGGACAAUGAUUUCAGUGAGGUAGAAUCUCGGUACCUGGUUCCAGGAGACAUUAUUAUUUUAAGUGGAAAAAACUUCUUCAUGUCCUGUGAUGCCAUAUUAAUCAAUGGGAAUUGUAUUGUGAAUGAAGGCAUGUUAACAGGUGAAUGUAUUCCUGUGACAAAAACUCAGCUCCCACAUGGAGAUAGUACACAGUCAUGGAAAAAGCACAGUGGAGAAGACUAUAAAAGGCACAUAUUAUUUUGUGGAACAGAGGUUAUAAGGACCGAGUCAACUGCUCAGGGACCUGCAAGAGCUGUUGUGCUAAGAACUGGUUUCAACACAACUAAAGGGGACAUGGUAAGAUCCAUACUGUACCCCAAACCUUUAAACUUCAAGCUGCAUAGGGAUGUCAAGUGGUUCUUCGUGUUUCUGGGUGUCCUCGCCAUUGUUGGUAUUCUCUAUGCUGUGAUAAUAUUUGUGCAGAGAAAGGUUUCAGCUUGGAGAAUCAUUGUGGAAUCACUUGUUCUUUUGACAUCUGCUAUUUGCCCAAUUAUACCAGCUGCUCUAACAGUAGGAAUCCUUUAUGGUCAAAGCAGACUGAAGAAAAAGAAUAUAUUUUGUAUCAGUCCAGACAGAAUCAAUAUGUGUGGUCAACUCAACCUCUUCUGUUUUGAUAAGACUGGAACAUUAACUGAAGAUGGCCUUGAUCUGAUGGGUAUUAUACCAUCAACAGGAAAAUGUUUCUCAGAAAUGCUGGACUAUACUCAAGUGAAUGAGUUGCCCUGGGGACAGUUCUUUGGAGCCAUGACAAGCUGUCACUCAUUGAUCAUAGUGGAUGGAAUAAUGCAAGGAGAUCCUUUGGAUAUAAAAAUGUUUCAAGCCACAAAAUGGGUAAUAGAAGACACAGGUAUAGAUUCAGAUGGAGGUUCCUCGCAGAAUAUGGUUGUUAGACCAGGACCAGAUUCAAAUAUGACCAUACAAGGAGUCACUGUUUUGUUCCAAUACCCAUUCUCAUCAGGCUUGCAGCGCAUGUCUGUAAUCACCAAAGUUAUUGGAGAGGAAGAACUUUUUGUGUACAUGAAAGGGGCUCCAGAGAUGGUGACUAAAUUCUGCAAGCCAGAAACAGUGCCAUUUGAAUUUUUCGAAGUACUUGAACAGUACACUUUUCAGGGGUUGCGUGUCAUUGGUGUGGCAUAUAAGAUUCUUGAGCACUGUGAUGAUUUUGACAGCAUUGAAAGGGAAGAGGUUGAAUCUGACUUAGAGUUUCUUGGUCUGCUGAUAUUAGAAAAUCGUCUUAAGCCAGAGACAAAACCAAUUUUGGAGGAACUGAACGCAGCCAACAUAAGAACUGUAAUGAUCACAGGUGAUAACAUUCAAACUGCUACUACUGUUGCUAGAAACUGUAGUAUGAUUCCAGAAACCAGUAAAGUGAUUCUUGUUGAAGCUCGUGGUCCAGAAGGCUGUUCUCCAGCAUCUAUCACCUGCAAGCUUUUAGAAUAUCCACAGGGGAAAUGUAACGAUACUUACAUUAAAGUUGAAGAUGCUUUGGAGAGCCAAGAUCACAGCAAAGAUUAUCACUUUUCGAUGAGUGGAAAGACAUAUGAAAUUCUCGAAAAACACUUCUGUGAUUUGUUACCUAGAUUGCUGAUGAAUGGAACCGUUUUUGCAAGGAUGUCACCUGGGCAGAAAUCAACAAUUAUUGAUGAAUUUAGGAAACUUGAUUAUUACGUUGGGAUGUGUGGAGAUGGAGCUAAUGACUGUGCAGCUUUAAAAAUGGCCAAUGCUGGGAUCUCCCUAUCUGAACAGGAAGCUUCAGUAGCAGCACCGUUUAAUUCAAAAGUAACAAAUAUUGCGUGUGUUUCUGAGCUACUCAAGGAAGGACGGGCAGCUCUCGUCACAUCAUUCUGCAUGUUCAAAUACAUGGCCAUGUUUGGAUUAAUUGAGUACAACAACACACUUCUGCUGUACUGGCAACGGAACAUAUUUGGAAAUAAUCAGUUUCUUGUUCAUGACUUUGCUAUCAUGUUUGUUAUUUUCUUGACCAUGAGUUCAACACCUGCAUAUCAUAAACUAGCACCAUACCGCCCUCCAGGACAGCUUCUCUCUCCAUCUAUGCUGUUAUCGGUAGUCUAUAAUGUUCUUUUCACAGUUGCCAUGCAGACAUAUGCAUUCUUAAUAGUGCAGAAGCAACCCUGGUUCAGUGAUAAAGAUAUUUACAGUGCCUGUCAUCCAGGAAAUGAAACCCUAAACAUACACCUUACCGACGAGUUAGUCCAUAAAAGAACAAAGAAAAACUAUGAAAGUUUUGAGAACAGCACUCUGUGGCUAAUAACAGCUGUGCAAUUUGUCAUCCUUGCUUUUGUUUUCUCAAAGGGAAAGCCUUUUCGGCAGCCAAUAUAUACGAAUUACCUAUUUAUGGCUGCACUGGCGAUCGAAGUUGCACUCACCUUAUUCUUUCUAUUUGCUGACAUUGACCAGAUGUAUGUUGUUUUAGAACUUGUAUGCAUGCCAACAAGUUGGAGGAUCCACAUGCUUGUAAUACUAGUGAUCUGCUUCGUUGUUUCAUUUGUGGUAGAGGAGUUUAUAUUGGAUAACCGAAAACUCUGGCUGGCUCUGAAGAGAUGUUUAAAGCUAAAACCUAGUAGCAAGUAUAAAAUAUUGCGAGCAAACUUGGAUGAGGAUUCCGAAUGGCCACCUCUUGAAAAGACUAUUUAUGGAAAUAGCGACAUCAAUGAAGACAAAGAAAAUAUUUAUUAUAAUCCAGUCUUUGAACAUGAAGAUGCUGUAACUAAUGGAAAGAUACAAAAAUACAUGAUAGAGUAAAACUAAUACAA